AUGAGGCAGACCGUCCUGGUGCUGGCGCUCGCGGCCUGCGUGUUCGGCCAGUUCCCGUACCAGGUGUCGCUGCAGUGGGUGAUGUUCGGCAUCGCCUCCCAUACGUGCGGCGGCUCCAUCGUGUCCGCCAGUGUUGUCGUGACGGCCGGACACUGCCUCGACCCGAAAGCCUUCGGAUACUACGAGGUCGUGGCUGGUAUCAACUCCCUGACGAAUGACUCGGCCUUCGAGCAGAGGAUGCAAGUAGCCCAGCAGAUAAGGCAUCCAUCCUACCAGGAAGAUUUUAACGUCGCAAUCAACGACGUUGCCAUCUUCCAGCUGAAGACCAGUUUAUCCCUGGGCGGCAACCUGGAUCGUCGGCGACGCUGUCUGGCUGGGGCAGCACCAGCACCAGAAUCGGCAUUUUUCCACAUCCUGCAGUGGGUCGACGUCACCUUUAUCAGCAACACGGAGUGCGCGCAACUGAUGCCGGACAGCCCGGUCAACGACAACAACGUCUGCGCCGGCUCUGUCGACGGAAGCAUCUCCGCUUGCACGGGCGCCUCUGGCUAUCCGUUGGUCCAGGAUGGCACCCUCAUCGGAAUCGUCUCGUGGGGAAUAUGGAACUGUGCAACUGUGGGCACCCCCUCCGUCUUCACCUGGGUGGCCGCCUUCACGGACUUCAUCAACCAGUACAUUUAG
This is a messenger RNA of Schistocerca serialis cubense, 681 nucleotides long. Its product is annotated as trypsin-1-like. The coding region runs from base 1 to 681 and encodes 226 amino acids. The transcript is spliced from 6 exons. NCBI's taxonomy places the organism in Eukaryota, Metazoa, Arthropoda, Insecta, Orthoptera, Acrididae. The record is from RefSeq and is a predicted model, not a curated record. Gene Ontology annotation, biological process: proteolysis. Gene Ontology annotation, molecular function: serine-type endopeptidase activity.